Messenger RNA from Papaver somniferum (opium poppy), 389 nucleotides. RefSeq names its product origin of replication complex subunit 2-like. The transcript is spliced from 3 exons. The annotation marks the transcript as partial. Gene Ontology annotation, molecular function: DNA replication origin binding. NCBI's taxonomy places the organism in Eukaryota, Viridiplantae, Streptophyta, Magnoliopsida, Ranunculales, Papaveraceae. The record is from RefSeq and is a predicted model, not a curated record. Gene Ontology annotation, biological process: DNA replication. Gene Ontology annotation, cellular component: nuclear origin of replication recognition complex; nucleus.
GUAUGGCUUUGGUAUUUUGAUGUACAGGUUUGGAUCUAAGAAGGCUUUACUUGAAGAUUUUGCUUCUACAGAAUUGACAGAUUGCGGUGUUGUGUCCACACUAGCUGAAAUUCUUUGGGAACAGCAGCUAAAGACCAUACGUAUAUCUUCUACCGGGAGGACAUCUAAUGUUCAAAAACCUUCCAGUUUCCAAUCCAUGGAAGAUCUUCUUGCAUUCUUAGAUGAUGGUACUGAUGCAAAGGAAAAUGAUUGCUUUGUCUAUGUUUUUAUUCACAAUAUUAAUGGACCUGGUUUGCGAGACAGUGAAUCACAACAUUAUCUUGCUCUGCUUGCAAACUGUUCCAAUAUUCGUGUGGUUGCAUCAAUAAAUCAUGUCAAUACAGUUCUAU